Molecule: messenger RNA, 1051 nt
Organism: Durio zibethinus
Lineage: Eukaryota; Viridiplantae; Streptophyta; Magnoliopsida; Malvales; Malvaceae
Source: RefSeq, a predicted model, not a curated record
CAGAUACGUUUGACAAAUCACUUUGAUGGAACACUCCAAAACUAGCCCUUCGCCUUCAGACCAAGAAAUUGAGGAAUUACUUCUUUCCCUGCCGAAAGAGCAAGGAUGGUUAGCUGGUGGCCUAUUUCUCUACAACGGCUGUUGGUAUCCAUCCAAGAUUCUUCGUAACAUUAUCACCUUUCAACGACAUUUCCAAGCUGAAGAUCAUGAUAUUAUCCUUGCCUCUAGGCCAAAAUCAGGUACAACUUGGUUUAAGGCUCUGAUAUUCUCCAUUGUCAAUCGUUCUCGUUACACAAAUUAUUCAACCAGUCCAUUGCUUAUUACAAAUCCUUUCGAACUCGUACCCUUUAUCGAGUUCAUUCUCUAUGACAAAAAAGAACUUCCUGACCUUUCUUCUAUUGAAUCUCCAAGGCUCUUUUCAACUCACAUUCCAUAUGCAUCUUUGCCUGUAUCGAUUAAGGGGUGUAAUAACACCCGAAUUGUUUACAUUUGCCGAAAUCCUUUUGCUGUUGUGGUUUCCUCUUGGCACUUUGCAGCUCGAGGUCGGAAUAGCUUGGGAAGGUCAAUGGAGGACUUUGUUGAUAGCUUCUGCAAAGGUAUUGAAGGGUUCGGAUCGUUUUGGGACCAUGUGUUGGGGUACUGGAAAGAGAGCCUGGAGAAUCCGAGCAAAGUUUUGUUUUGGAAGUAUGAGGACUUGAAGGAAGACACUGAUUCCCACUUGAAAAGGUUGGCAGAGUUCAUAGGGUUUCCAUUUUCAAUGGAGGAAGAGAAAGAAGGGGUGAUUGAAGAAAUUUAUAAACAAUGUAGUUUGAGCAGCUUGAAAGAUUUGGAGGUGAACAAAACAGGCAAAUUCAUGCCAAAUUUUGACAAGAAAUGCUAUUGUAGGAAAGGUGAGGUAGGUGAUUGGGUCAAUCACCUAACUCCUUCCAUGGUAGAACGUUUGGAAAAGAUCAGUGGAGAAAAUUUGAAGGAUCUGGAGUUUCCAAGCAUCCACAGGACUGAGGAGUUCAUCCCGAUCAUUAGAUGCCAAUAUGCCUCGUCUUCAAAAUAA